ACGUCGACCUAAAAAAAGAGGAGAAACUCAUUACAUAUUCCAAUCAUGGACGAUACCAGUAUACAGGACAAGGAACGCUAUGCCAGCCGAGAGAAUCAUUGUGAAAUUGAACGCAGAAGACGGAACAAAAUGACGGCAUAUAUUACCGAGCUUUCGGAUAUGGUGCCGACAUGCAGUGCUUUGGCCAGGAAACCCGACAAGCUGACCAUUCUAAGAAUGGCCGUUGCCCACAUGAAGGCUUUGAGGGGUACUGGCAACACCAGUAAUGAUGGGACCUAUAAACCCUCCUUUCUCACCGAUCAGGAAUUGAAACAUCUUAUAUUGGAGGCGGCCGAUGGUUUCCUAUUCGUCGUGAGUUGUGAUUCCGGUCGUAUUAUUUAUGUUUCAGAUUCCGUAACGCCUGUCUUGAAUUAUACCCAAAGUGAUUGGUAUGGCACCAGCCUGUAUGAACAUAUACAUCCCGAUGAUCGUGAAAAGAUUCGCGAGCAGCUAUCCACCCAAGAAUCACAGAAUUCGGGUAGAAUAUUGGAUUUGAAAUCGGGCACGGUGAAGAAAGAGGGCCAUCAGUCCUCCAUGCGUUUGAGUAUGGGCGCACGUCGUGGUUUCAUUUGUAGGAUGCGUGUGGGCAACGUUAAUCCAGAGACUAUGGUUGCGGGUCAUUUGAAUCGUUUGAAACAACGUAACUCCUUGGGUCCAUCACGGGAUGGAACAAAUUUCGCCGUGGUCCACUGCACAGGGUAUAUUAAAAAUUGGCCACCAACUGAAAUGUUCCCCGGUGUUCACAUGGAACGUCCCGAUGAUGAUAUGCAUGGAUCUCAUUGUUGCCUGGUGGCCAUUGGCCGCUUGCAGGUCACAUCCACCGCCUCGACAGAUGUCACAAAUGCCAACAAUCAAAGUGAAUUCAUAACACGUCAUGCUGUGGACGGAAAGUUCACCUUUGUCGAUCAGCGUGUCAUGAACAUUUUGGGUUAUACACCUCCCGAGCUGUUGGGUAAAAUUUGCUACGAUUUCUUCCAUCCCGAGGAUCAGUCACACAUGAAGGAAAGUUUUGAGCAGGUGUUGAAGCAAAAGGGUCAAAUGUUUUCGCUAAUGUAUCGGGCCCGGGCCAAAUCGGGUGAAUAUGUUUGGUUGAGAACACAGGCAUAUGCCUUUCUAAAUCCCUAUACCGAUGAGGUGGAGUAUAUUGUGUGUACCAAUAGUUCCAAUAAAGCAUCGCUGCAUGCCGCGACGGCUGGUCAUGAUAAUAACAAUCCGGAACAGCAGGAACAUGUUUAUGUUACACCGGGUGUCGAUUAUACGCUGCAGGGUAGACGUGAUGUACCAGGUGGUGGUGCAGCUGAUCCAAAUAUGUAUGCUGCGCACAAUAUGAUACCGCCCACAAAUGCCGGUCCUCCGCCACAUUUGGCUCAGCAGCAGGCCAGCAAUCAAACACCCCAGAAUGUACAAAGACCAUCGUCGGCCCAAAAUACGGUACCGUAUAGUUAUGAUGCUACACAUUCGCCGUUAGCUUAUAAUACAGCUGCCGGGGGACCAUCACCCAACACGGUACAUAUGGCCAAGAUACCCAAAGCUAAUUCAUCACCCACUCCGCAACAUCCAACCAAUUGGCCCCUGAGACCGCCACCACCUCAGCAGCAGCAACAACAACAGCCUGUGACAGAGGGUUAUCAGUAUCAACAAUCGAGUCCGGCUCGUUCACCUAGUGGUCCAACAUAUACUCAGCUGAGUGCUGGCAAUGCACGACAAGCAGCAGCAGCUGCAUAUCAGACAGGCCCGGCCCAGGCGCCACCGCAUGGUAUGUGGGAUUGGCAGACGGCCCAACAUGCACCACAUCCUACUGCCCAUCCAGGGGCACAUCCACAUCAUGCUACGCAUCCACAUGCCACACAUCCAGUGCAUGCUCAUGUUCCGGGUCAACAACCACCACCACAACAAGGUCAGGAAUUUUCCGAUAUGCUGCAGAUGUUGGAUCAGAGUGCCCCUGGGACAUUUGAAGAUCUGAAUAUAAAUAUGUUCAAUACACAGUUCGAAUAA
Musca vetustissima is the source of this 2034-nucleotide messenger RNA. RefSeq names its product aryl hydrocarbon receptor nuclear translocator homolog (gene tgo). Gene Ontology annotation, molecular function: protein dimerization activity; RNA polymerase II cis-regulatory region sequence-specific DNA binding; DNA-binding transcription factor activity, RNA polymerase II-specific. Gene Ontology annotation, biological process: regulation of transcription by RNA polymerase II. Gene Ontology annotation, cellular component: aryl hydrocarbon receptor complex; transcription regulator complex; cytoplasm. NCBI's taxonomy places the organism in Eukaryota, Metazoa, Arthropoda, Insecta, Diptera, Muscidae. The coding region runs from base 46 to 2034 and encodes 662 amino acids. The transcript has a single exon. The record is from RefSeq and is a predicted model, not a curated record.